AUGGAGACCUCAGCAAAUGUAGAUGAUUCUACAGAGCGGCAGAAGUCGAACGAACCAUGUGAAGGGGCGGGAGAGGAAACACAAACAAAAAGCCUCGAAGAAACCAGCCAAACGUCAAACACCCAGUCCGUGGUGGAUAAGGACGACAAACCGCAAAAACAAUGCGAGGAUGAACCGAAGGAAUCUACCAACGGCAAACCGUCUUCGGGGCACGCAACAGCAUCUUCAUCUUCCAAAGCAUCUUCGGCCCCGCCGAAAAGCAGAUCGUUCGAAAAAGUACCGAUCUUCGUGGUGGAAGAUCAUCACGAAGUGCUCACGUUCCUUUACCGUUGCCUCGGCUCGAAGCAUCUACCGCUGCAUGGAAACCGGAUUGUGCACUUUGACUCCCAUCCGGACAUGUGCAUCCCGAAGCAUAUGCCCGCAAACUACGUUUUCAACAAGGACGAUUUGUUGGAUAGUAUCAGCAUCGAGAACUGGCUCAUGCCAACCGUUUUCGCCGGACACGUGGAACGCAUCGUUUGGAUCAAACCGCCAUGGUCGGAGCAGAUCCCGAAGGGCAAGUUUGAAUUCCAUGUUGGCGAGUUUGAGGGUUCGAUACGGACGGACUCAACGCUAGAGUACUUCGUGUCGGAGGGUUGCUACCAACCGGAAGACAAGCUUGAGAACCGAAAGCGACUUCGGCUGGAAGUGUGCUCGGUCGAAGAGUAUUCAGUGUCCGAGGACACGGAUUUAGCAAAGGGCUACAUUCUCGAUAUCGAUUUAGAUUACUUCAGCACACACAAUCCCUUCCUGAAGAUUUACGAUCGGGUGCAGCUGUACGAGAAGCUGAAGGAUAUAUUCGUUUCGCCCGAACUGGCCGACGACGCGGAGAAUGAUCUCGAGAAGCUGCAGCGUGUGGCGCGCGAUCGUGAGGAGAAGCUUGAAUUUCUCGAAUCUAUCUUCCUGUACCUGGAGGAGGUGGGCAAUCUGAAGCAUUUUCUAAUGGACUAUCAGCAGGAUAUCAGCGAAGAGUAUACUGGACUGCUGCAGAAGGUGACCACACUGGUGCGGACGUUGAAGCGCGAGUACAAGGAAGAGGAGAUCGACUGGUCGAUGAUUUAUGAUGCGGGCUGCACGUGUGACGUGACCGAUCUGCCGCACCAUGAAUCUAGCCAGGAAGAGAUUGAAACGAUGGUCGGUCAGCUAGAACGCUUCCUGGAGAAGCUGCCGUGUCCACCGGUCGUAAUAACGGUGUCGCGAUCCAGCGAGGAUGACUACACACCGGCCACGCAGGUAGAAAUGAUACAGGAGAUGGUGCUGGCAGCGCUUACAAAGUGCCUGCGAGCGGAACUAGAUACCCCGAUACUUCACUAUAAGGAUCAGAAAUUUACACUGUAAGGACAAUAAACCAA
This is a messenger RNA of Anopheles marshallii, 1391 nucleotides long. It is a transcript of the gene MESR6, whose product is annotated as UPF0489 protein C5orf22 homolog. The transcript has a single exon. Bases 1 to 1377 code for a protein of 458 amino acids. Lineage: Eukaryota; Metazoa; Arthropoda; Insecta; Diptera; Culicidae. The record is from RefSeq and is a predicted model, not a curated record.